This is a messenger RNA of Lactuca virosa, 399 nucleotides long. The record is from the annotation of a GenBank genome assembly. Lineage: Eukaryota; Viridiplantae; Streptophyta; Magnoliopsida; Asterales; Asteraceae.
AUGACCGUUCAUGCUUUUGCAGUUUACAAUGUGCAGCAAUUCAAGCUUGUCAUAGAAAACUGGUUUGACAAAAAUGGUGGCGGUGGAGGUGGCAGUGGCGGCAGCGGUGGUGGCCACCGCGGUCGCAAAGGCUCCGGCCGUGGUGGUGGCCGCUGCGGUGGCUCUUAUGGCGGUGGCGGCCGCCGCAGUAGCGUUUCUACAGAUAGCAAGUCGACUGCUUUGGAGAUCAUUAAGAAAAAGCCAAAAGUGGUGGCAGCACUUGUGGUAGCGAGGUUAAACGCCGCCGUGGUGGCCCUGGUGAUGGAGGUGGAGGCCAUGAUGAUCACAGUGGUUUCAGUGGCGGGGAUGCCAAACGUCCCAAGUUUCACUAAUAAUGUAGAAUUUGUAGAAAAGAAUUAG